UCUGAAACGGAGACGCUGAAUAAUUUUCUGUUUGAUUUUGCGAUUUAUGCAUUUGUAUUUUGUUAACUUCAUAUUAUAAUAUUGUACUCUUUCAAAGAGUUAUUAUAUUAUCAGUAAACCUGCUUUAUUUUUCAACAGAUCAUGCAGAACCGGGGUUCUGGUUAUGGCAAGGUUGGUUCCAGGUACCAACCGUAUGGACGAACUACUCAACAGCGGGGUGGUGCUUUUAUUAAUGAAGGCAACCCCAGCAUAAGAAAUAUGCCUUUUGGGCAUGGCACAUCAGUUGCUCGUGAAUACAAGUCCUCUAGCCGGGCAAGCACUGCAUUACUUGAUUCACCCGAAUGGGGCAGUAGGUCCUUGGAUCGUGGCUUCCAAAAGCGAGAAAGUAGGCAGCAUGAUGUUGCCGCUUUCGUACCAAAAAAAGAAUUUGUUGACUCGUACGAACGAACUCAAGACCGGCUUGGUGAAGGAGACUUUGACAGGGGUGGGGACAUACGCUUCGAUAGUUACCAGACUUCCUCUCAAGGUUUUGAAAACCGAGACUCGGACAGAAAUAGGAGUUACGGUAGGAAGGACCAGAGUAGAAGCUAUGAUGAUCUGGACAGCUAUAGAACCUCUGAGAAUCGGUCUCACAAGAACUGGUUGGAUGAAGAGCCAUAUGAGAGUUUGUUAAGUAGAACUAAAGUAGACAUUGAUAGUUACCGAACUACCACUGGAGGCACUUCCAGUAGUUUCACUUCAUUCGGCAAAACGGAAAGGUACCAAACAUCAGAUAGCCAUAGACUGAUGAGCAAACCGAUUUUGUCUCAAAGCACAUACAGUAGGCCAGCUUUGAACACGCAGACGUACGAUUCCCCUAGAUAUUCAGGUACACAGGAUUCUCGCAGUGACUAUUAUAACAAGGGCACGAACAGAAAUUAUGACAAGCCACUGGAUAAAUAUAACUUUCAGGGUGGCACUGGGAGUACCUUUGAUAACCGCAGCACAUUUGGUAGUAACUCCUCGAAGAUGCUUAAUUUUCAAAACAUUGACAGCUACAGUACGUCGAAUAAGCCGACCGACUUCAAGAGUGUCUUAGAAAGAAGAAGUCGGCGAGUGGACAGUUACAAUAGAGGUGGUGAUCGCAUGAACGAGGACGAUAAUGUGUGGAGAUCAAACUUAACCAGCAGACUGGAUUAUGUCAUUCGAAGAAAUACUGAUGAAGAUUUCACUGACGACGACUCCAAGGUAGUUGCCUCUAGAGGUCAGAUCAGGAAUAUGGAUUUUGUUGGAAAUGUGUCAGCUUUCAACCAAAAUCAGAAUGCUAGUCAGAUGCGAUCAAGAAGUCAAGGGCGACAAGAGGGAUUGUUUGCAAAGAGUCCAAGCAGACAAGACAUGCAGCUCGAAAGUUAUUUUACACAGAAAUCAAAUAGGCCAGAAAUGUUUGUACAAGAAGACUCGUUACCACGGAAACAAAUGGGUUUUGAUACCAGACGACAAGACGUGAGGAGCAUGGUUAAGGAAGGUAGCAUGUUUAAGAGACAGAUUGUGCGACAGCAAGAACGAGAAGGAAAUAAGCAAUUUUUUUUUAAGAAACGCCAGGAGAUGAGAGGCAUGGGACGUCCCCUGCUAAGAGAUAUAGAAAUGAUAAGUGAAGAAGACGACCGAGGAAGACAUGGUUUCAAAGAAACAAGAAAAGAUUUCAGACCACUGCGCAGUACAAGAAGCCUUGAAAUGCUAAGAAGUAACCGUAGAAUGAUGCCAGAGCAGAACAUUGAUCAAGGACACCUUUCAGCACUGAGCAGUCAACAGAGAAUGAUGGAAGAUCGAAAAAAACAGGAAGAAUUGAGGCAAAUUGGCAAGUUAAAGAUGGAACAGGAAGUAGCACGCAAGCAGUUGAUAGAGAAAGAAGCUCGAGCAAUGGCUUUGAAAAAUCAAGUGACCAUUGCCAAACAGCAGGCUCAGGAGAAAACCAUCUUAAUGCAAGCCACUUUGAUGAAGCGGCAGCGUCAGAUUGCAGAACUUAUGAGGAAGCGACAAAUGUUGAGCCAGAACUUACGAACCCGAGCUCAGACUCGGCUCCAUAGCAGUUCUCUGGUUCGUACAAUGAGCCAGCGAUUAAAAGACCGAGCAAGACUGCUUGAAACUCAAAGACGCAGUUUGGAAAUAAGGUCACGCUUGCUCAGAAACCGGAAUGUUGCUCGUGGUGUCAGAAGUGAUCGAGGACUGCCAAGAAAACGCAGAGCAUCAGUCGAAAAGCGUGACAGAAAACGGAAUGUGUCUGCAGAAAGCCCAGGAAAAGUCCCAGUGCAUUGUGAUGUUUGCAGCACAGACAUUUCUGUGCCAUUCAAGCAGCACAUUCUGUCAAUCUCACACAAGAAUAAAGUGAAGCAGCAAGAAAGUCUGCAUGCGAAGAAUGCUGAGAUGUUUUACUGUGAGGCGUGUAAUUUUAAAGUCAAAGGACCCUUGGAAUAUCACAAUGCACUAAAACAACAUGAGAAUCGAGUGAAUGCCAUAAAGAAGGGCUGUGAACUGUGCAUUGUUUCAUCGUUCGCCGACGGUAAAGAACUUGACAAGCAUCAAGCCAGCUUGCAACACCAGAAGUUGCUGAAUGUUUUGAAGAAGCCAAAAACUCCAGAAGUGCAGAAACACAGCCCGUCACUGUGUGACAUCUGCAAUGUGAGAACUGACUCUUCGUUGGAGGUUCACCAUCAGCUGGCCUCACAUAAGGCGCGAGAGAAGGCUGUAAAACAAGGAUGUGCUGCAUGUAAGAUUUCAUCCUUCACCAGUGGUAAAGAGCUGGACAAACACAGAGCCAGUCUGCAACAUUCAAAAUGUGUAAAUGACAAGAAAGAAGCCUUGAUAAAAAAGACAAUCGAUGAUCACUUGAUGCAGUUUAAAUCAGAGACUGAAAUUCCUGCAUUUGUUUCUGGAAAAGCCUUUGGGGUGGAAUUUGUGAUUCCUUCUCAGGGGUAUGCUUGUCAGCUGUGUCAGAAAAACCGCAAGUUCUAUUUGUCUGAGCAGUCUGCCAGAGUUGACCACUGCAAGUCAGAGCAGCAUUAUGAUCACUGGAAGGAAAAUGAACUGAAACUGAUAAAGGAAUCUGAAAGUGAAGAGAACUUGAGAAAGACCCCAAGUACUAACACUAAAGAGUUGGCAGUAGAAGUAAAAACGGCCAAGAAGGUUAUCAGCACAGAUGAUGCACUAGAAGCCAAGCAGCAGGCUGAUCAUUCCACUCCAAACAAACCGCCUCAAGAGAAGCUGAGCGUGGAAGUUGACAAAACCAAACCAAAGAUGGAGAUUGAGCAAGAAAUAUCAAAGACAGAAAAUAAAAAAGAAUCGGAAACAUUGACAUCGGGCGAAGAACAAGACAUGGAGAAUUACAAAAUCGUUGAUUCUGUUGAAUCGGAUGCUGAAGAAGAAAGUGCUAGCUCUACCGGAGUUGAAGCGAAGGAAGAUGAUGUGAAAAGUGACGAGUCGAAAUCGACGACCGAGGAGAUCAUGAAGACGCAGGUUUCUCCCAGGGGUCGCGGGCGGGGUCGAGUCCAGAAGGCACGGAGAGGAAGAAAAUUGACCAAAACUUAGAUUUAAUGUAUUCGGUCACCCAUCAGUUUGUUCGCAUUAAUUUUAGACAAAAUACUUCAUUUGUUUCUUUGUCAAUAAAAUAAUAUUUAAAAGUUAUAAUUAUUCGUAGAUAGUAAAAAUAAUUAAGUGUAUUCUGUAUGUUUCUGUGUUCAUAUUGUUGUUUUUCUAAUCUGUGUUAAACGGUGUUGGCUUUAGAGGAUACUCAACUAGCUACUCAGCAAUUCCGGAUGAAUUUAUCUGGUCCUUCCCGAGUCAACGGCGAGGGAAGGACUACAACAAUUCACAAGUGCAAGAUAAACGGUAUUGCCAAGUAGCGAGUUGUGUAUUCUAUUUAUUACCCAUUAUCAAUCUUUAUCAUUUUAUGGAAGAUUUUCAUACAAUAUGACUGUCAUUAAAAACAAGUUUGCAAGUUGAGAACAAGAGACAGCAUGGCGUCAUAGCUAUGACAUGCGUAUCAUGUGGUACUGGUCGUACUGAUUUGUAAACAAUCAAAUUAAAUUAAGUUUUUUAUGGACUACUGUCAGCCUUGUCUCUAGUUGAGAUGGGUGAAGGAGUGUAUAUUAUAUUAUCAUUCAUCUUCGUUUCUUUAUGAAGUUAAGUUUUUUGCUGUGAGUGAAAUAUUUGAAAGAGUGGUAGAUCUUCACUUACAGUUUAGACAUCUUGAAAAUGGUGACUUCAAAAUUCUGUUUAUUUUUUAUUGUUAUUAUUAUUAUUAUUUUUUACAAGCAAAGAACCCUUGGAUAUCGAUUGUUGAAAACAUGUUUUCUCAAAUUUAUUUCAUCACAUUUGUUUUGCUUAAAUCAUUGAAAUACUCCACUGGAAAUAGCUUGACUGAAAAAUGUUUUUGUCUGUAUAAAACAUCUUGUCGACACUAUGGUGUUUGUGGAAUAGAAUUCUUUGGAAGUUACGAGAUAUGUGAGUUUUGGUAUUGUAAUUUGUUGUCAUAUUUGAUGAUGUCAUUAUGUUUAGUCCUUGUACACUAAGCACAUGACUGGUUGAUAUUCAUUUUGGUAUGUGAAAAGUACUGGAUCAGAUGGUUGAAAAGUAGGAUCAAUUAUAUUCUAAUAUGUGAAAUUGUUCAAUAGAGUUAUGAUUUAUAGUUUUCCUAGAAUGAUAUUUAGUAUGUAAUUGCUUUGAUCAAAACAAUUUGCUAUUAGUGAAUAAAAAAAUGUUUUAAAAUACAAAAAAAA
This is a messenger RNA of Gigantopelta aegis, 4754 nucleotides long. RefSeq lists its product as uncharacterized. Bases 142 to 3564 code for a protein of 1140 amino acids. The transcript has 15 exons. The record is from RefSeq and is a predicted model, not a curated record. Lineage: Eukaryota; Metazoa; Mollusca; Gastropoda; Neomphalida; Peltospiridae. Gene Ontology annotation, molecular function: zinc ion binding; nucleic acid binding.